AGAACCGCUACACAGCUGUUUUGCCAUGGAGUCUUCAGCCGAAAUGUCUAAACUGGAGUCUUUAAAUUCCUUUUUCUACGAGCGACUGAUGGCUGUCGCAGGAGAGAUAUUUCAAGCAGUUAAAGACACUUUCUUCGAGUACCAAGAAGAAAUACAUCGCUCCAAACAGGAAAACCUUUACUUGAGGAAAAUGCUAGCAGAAGUUAGCAUAAACAAUGGCUCAGAUUCACAGCUCGGGCAGGCAGAAGGAGUUUCUCCUCAGAACACCAACCAUGGCCCACUGGACUCUGUUGUACAGGUGAAGCUGGAACUUUGCACUGUGCAGCAGGACACCGAGCCACAACAGCCAGUAAAAGAUGUGUCUUCAUGUCCUUCUCCUUAUGCAGCGCCUGCCUAUCUUGAAGAGCCACCUCACUCUUUUUCAGUUAAAACUUUAAACGCUGAAGAGGAAAAGGGUGACUGCUCACAGACGGACUCCUCAACCAGAUUAGAAGCCUGGAACUCUCAGGUCAUCUCUGAUGACUCGAAUCCUACUUCAAUGCGAUCUAAUGGUGGACAUGAAAAUCAGUUGGUGGUUGUAAAAGAUGAACCAGAGUCCAAGUCCUACUCUCAGUGCAAGGAAUCGUACAGUGAUUUUACUCAUUUAUCAUCUCACUUGCUGAGCCAAACUGCAGACAGAUUGCUUUAUUGCGAAGUCUGUGGUAAGUCGUUCAAAUAUGACCGACUCCUGAAGGCGCACAUGGUGGUGCAUCAGAAAGAGAGGCCGUAUCGCUGUGAGCUGUGUGGAAAGUGCUACAGUUAUGCACAUGUACUCAAAAUCCACCUUAGAACUCAUACAGGCGAGAGACCGUAUCACUGCAAGUACUGUGGUAAGACAUUCAAUCAGAAGGGCCAUGUAAAGGGGCAUGAAAGGAUUCACACUGGAGAAAAAAUCUACAGCUGUUCGGUCUGUGGGAAGCGAUUCACUUGGCUGGGCCAAGGAAAGGAACACCUCCGGAUUCAUCAUGAUCAAGUGGCUACAAUUAUAAGGAAAAGAAAAAGUAACUGUUGAAUAUGAAGACACGUGUUGAAUCAGACAGAAUUAAACCCACCAGCUUUCCUUUUCCCUUUUUUAAUAUUUAUAGCGCAUAUAUAGCCUAAUGUAAAACAUGGCAACAAACGGAGACAAUGCAGACGCUUUCAUUACGUUGGACUGUAGACUGACAUGGAACAGCUUAUGUUCCUUUUAAAUUGACCCUGUUGUUGUUAUCAUCAUCAUCAUCGUUAUCAUCAUCAUCAUCAUGAUCAUGCCUUGGUUGUUCACUGGUGGAACACCGUACACACAAAAUAGUGAUAGAUGAGUGAAUGGAACGGAAGAAGACACUGCAGUUCUCAUUCCUUGCUAUUUUGUAUCUGAUACACGUCAGAGUAUAGUAGCAUCUGUUGCCUUGCUAUUAAAACUCGAGAGCCACAUAGUUUUCCUGCUUUCUCAAAAUGAAUGUACAACCCCAAUUCCAAUGAAGUUGGGACGUUGUGUAAAACAAAUAAAAACAGAAUACGA
Molecule: messenger RNA, 1540 nt
Organism: Pygocentrus nattereri (red-bellied piranha)
Lineage: Eukaryota; Metazoa; Chordata; Actinopteri; Characiformes; Serrasalmidae
Product: zinc finger protein 239-like
Exons: 2
Coding region: 26-1051 (341 amino acids)
Biological process (GO): regulation of transcription by RNA polymerase II
Molecular function (GO): DNA-binding transcription factor activity; RNA polymerase II cis-regulatory region sequence-specific DNA binding
Source: RefSeq, a predicted model, not a curated record